AGCUUUUCUGGCGGUGACAACCUCCCCACGACAACAUGCCUCUCGCCAAGGAUCUCCUCCACCCCUCCCCAGAAGAGGAGAAGAGGAAGCACAAGAAGCGCUUGGUGCAGAGCCCCAAUUCCUACUUCAUGGAUGUGAAGUGCCCAGGAAGCUAUAAAAUCACCACCGUCUUUAGCCAUGCACAAACGGUAGUUGUGUGCGUUGGUUGCUCCACUGUGCUCUGUCAGCCAACAGGAGGAAAAGCAAGGCUUACAGAAGGAUGCUCCUUCAGAAGGAAGUAGCACUAAAAGCACCUCAAAUCAAGAUGAGUGGGAAACCAUCCCAAUAAACACAUUUUGGAUA
Molecule: messenger RNA, 342 nt
Organism: Myotis brandtii (Brandt's bat)
Lineage: Eukaryota; Metazoa; Chordata; Mammalia; Chiroptera; Vespertilionidae
Product: 40S ribosomal protein S27-like
Exons: 1
Coding region: 36-281 (81 amino acids)
Biological process (GO): ribosomal small subunit assembly; translation
Cellular component (GO): cytosolic small ribosomal subunit; ribosome
Molecular function (GO): structural constituent of ribosome; RNA binding
Source: RefSeq, a predicted model, not a curated record